AUGGACUUGUCUCAAGACACCGACGACCUGCUCGCCAAUUUCCCCCAUUGGGCAGCCCUGCGACACGCUCUGGCCGAGAACAACAAGGACCCGCAGCUCUGGGGCGAGCUCGUGUCCUACGUCGAGGGCCUGGUAGCCACUCAGCUGAACACGCUCAAGACCAACCCCCAGCUGUGCGAGCUGCUUGCGGACGACUUUCGGUCACUUCUGGCGCGGUUUCCGUAUCUGACGGAGUUCUGGAAACGGUUUGUCGCCAUUGAGUACUCGAUCGAGGGCCUCGAAGGCUCGGUGGCCAUUCUAGAAGAGGCAAUCGCCAGCUUCCCCAGCUCCUGCGAGCUCUGGGUCGACUACCUCAACGUUGUGAUAUCAAACAACCUCAAAGAUGAGCCGCAGGUGCGAGACCUGUUUAAACGAGCCGUUGCGCACGUCGGACGACAGUUUCUGUCGCAUCCUGUAUGGGACCUGUAUUUGGACUGGGAGUCCAAACAUGCGGGAGUCACGGCUUUGGAGUACGUCCAGAUCCUCCUUCAGGUGGUGCAGUACCCCUUGCACCAGUACGCGCGCUAUUUCGAGUCUCUGUACGAGAUCACGUCGAAUUUCACUAUCGAGGACCUGAUUCCGGCUGAAAAACUGCACUCCCUCAUGGAAUCGAGCUAUCCGGGAAAACAACUCCAAGACCUUGAUGCGGAUCAAGUGAAGGACCUCAGCGACUCCUACUUCAACGAGAUAUUCACCUCCUGUUACACACGCGUCACAGAAAGAUGGGAAUACGAAAGCCAGCUCACCAAGCAGAACUUCGACCUGCUGCCUGUGUCGGACGACGACAUGGCGCGCUGGAUCAAGUAUCUGGACUUUGAGGAGUCCAAGGGCGAUGUGGAGCAGAUCAAAAGUCUCUAUGAGCGGGCACUGGUGCCAACUUGCUCGUACGAGACCAUUUGGCUCAAGUAUUUGCGCUACCUCAUUCGCAACAGCCAGGACACCGAGUACAUCGUGUCGCUGUUCAACAAAGGCUGCGACGUCUUUGUCAGCGCCGACCAGCCUACCAUAAGGUACAUGUAUGCCAAGUUUUACGAGCUGAAACUGGAACACCACGAAAAGGCCCGUCAAAUAUACAUCAGCAUGAUCGCCGCGCACCCCACCGAAACUUACCCGAUUGCCCGCUAUGUGCAGUAUCUGUGUGGGAGACUCGGCAAUGAAUACACUUGUCGACAGCUUCUCAGGUUGCUGGACGUGUACACGGAAAAGACGACGGACGAGCUGGACGCAGACUUUGGCGAGCUGCGGUCGGUGCUGAACAUGUGGAACGCUGCGAACUUGGUGGUGGAGGCGGCGCGCAUACAGUGGGUCCGACGCAAGGACGUCAGGGCCGCGCGCGAUGUGCUGUUUGCGUACUUCAAAACAGAGCUUGUUCGGUGCUCUGUUGCGUUCUGGACGUUUUUCUUCAAGUUUGAACUCGCCCAGAAAAACACGAAAAACCUCGCCAACAUCGUCAACAAUGUCAAGUACUACGGCCAGUUGCCCACGACGUGCAUCAACCAGCUACUCGACGAGUACCGAGAGCAUCUGUUUAAAACUGGCAGUCUGGAGCAGCUGCAACCUAACCGCGAGCUCGUCCGGCUGAUACUGGAGACGGACAUCGAGUCGUCGACGCAUAUGAAACAUUUUCUAAAAGCACGGCUGAGCGCGAACCGCGACGAAGACCCGGUCAACAAGCGGCUGAUCAAGGAAAACGGCCACCCGGGCGUCGUUUCCGAGUACCGUCCACGGCUGGUCAACCCUAUCGAUUUCGACGCGUCGAUUAUGGCGCAGCGCGACGCUGCGCAGAUGCCGCGGUUCACCAACGUCGAGCGUGCAACCAUGCCGCUCAAAUACCUGCAGAUGGACGAAACGAACUAA
This is a messenger RNA of Ogataea angusta, 1896 nucleotides long. RefSeq lists its product as uncharacterized. Gene Ontology annotation, cellular component: U2-type prespliceosome; commitment complex; U1 snRNP. The coding region runs from base 1 to 1896 and encodes 631 amino acids. The record is from RefSeq and is a predicted model, not a curated record. NCBI's taxonomy places the organism in Eukaryota, Fungi, Ascomycota, Pichiomycetes, Pichiales, Pichiaceae. Gene Ontology annotation, molecular function: protein binding. The transcript has a single exon. Gene Ontology annotation, biological process: mRNA 5'-splice site recognition; RNA processing.